AUGUGGACACCGGCGUUGGAGUGGAUAUCUUACGGAUACAAGGACCGGGACGCCAAGAGAGCCGCCGGCAGCGGUGAUCCGAUUUCACGGCAUGUGGCAUGUGGCAUGGCGGAGGCCAAGACGAAGCUCAACAACUCAAGGCCUUACCAGCGGCUGAUCAGGGAUAGAUGGCAGGGGAGUCCCUCUAAGCGGGUCAUCUAA
Messenger RNA from Colletotrichum truncatum, 201 nucleotides. The record is from RefSeq and is a predicted model, not a curated record. NCBI's taxonomy places the organism in Eukaryota, Fungi, Ascomycota, Sordariomycetes, Glomerellales, Glomerellaceae.